This is a messenger RNA of Paramecium octaurelia, 1466 nucleotides long. The record is from the annotation of a GenBank genome assembly. Lineage: Eukaryota; Ciliophora; Oligohymenophorea; Peniculida; Parameciidae.
AUGGAUUAAUCAUAAUUUUAAAACUAGUUGUAGUCUUAGACCUCGAUUAAUUAUGGGAAUGUGAAGUAUUCAUUCAAAUGUUUGCGUCGACAUCUAUUUAGGGAUAACGUUUAUCAUGUUCAUGUACUUCACAAUAUGAUUACUAUCGGAGAGGUACACCAAUAAACUAGAAGUAGCAAUUCAAUGAUCCAAACCCGAAGUAUAAAUUGGAAUUGAAUCUCAAAAACACAGUUUAUUGGAAAUAAGAGCGUAGACAAAACAAAGCCUUCGGAUUUAAAUAUAAGUAAUUUAACUAAUAUUUUAAAAGAAAGAAUGUAAAGUAUUUUGAUGCAUCUCCUGAGCAUUUAAUGAAAUUUCGUUAGGCAAUCAGUUGCUUAGUAGGGUUCCAUUCAAUUGAUGAUCAUUAUAAGAUAGAUAGAAUGAUUGGACGAGGUUCGUUUUCUUAAGUCCAUAAAGUUUAUAGGUUAUAAGAUAAUAAGGUGUUCGCUAUGAAAUAAGUGUCAAGUAAGUAGAAGACUGAUAAGGAAAACAUGGUAUAUAUCAAUUUAAUUUAGUAAUUAUUGGAAAACGAAAUUGGGAUUCUUCAUUCUUUGAACAAUGAGACCAUCCUAAAAAUAUAUGAGGUUUUUAGAAUAGAUGAAAAUUAAUACGGCAUUAUAGUUGAAUAUGUUGAUGGGAUUUGUUUGGCCACACUCAUUGAGCAACUCAAAAAAAACCAAAAUAAACUAAGAGAAUAUGAUAUCAAACUUAUGUUGUAAGCAAUUCUUAAAGCUUUGCUUGUCAUUCAUUCGGAGUAAGUCAUUCACAGGGAUAUAAAACCAUAGAACAUUAUGAUUUCUCAAUAAUCAUUUAGACAGGUUAAAAUCAUUGAUUUUGGAUUAAGCAUUAAAAAUUAAUUGUAAUAUAACAGAUGCGGAACUCCUGGUUACAUGGCUCCUGAGAUAGUUAACAUGAAAAAAGAUGAGCAAAAGGCUUGGACAUCUCUUUGUGAUAUUUUUAGUCUAGGCGUUGUGUUUUUCAAAUUGUACAACAUUAGAAUUUAGUUAGAUUAUCCAAAGGCAUCAGUUGUUUCUAAGGUCAAACCUCAGAUCAAGUUGUAGUAAGCAAUAAAAAAUGUUAAAUCGACUGGACUAUUGUUCAAUAAUUUAAUUAUUCUAAAAAUUGCAUCGUAAAUCAAUCCAUUAUUAUUUAAGUCUUUAUUAAAGGCAAUGUUAGCUAUAGAUCCAAGAGAGAGGAUUACUGCUGAUCAAGCACUUUAGCAUCCCUUCUUUGCUGAUUUGCCUCCAGUUUUGCCAACAGAUUUUGCAGGAAACUCAAUGACAUUUAAGUCGAAAGGUCUGAUAAAUCAAACUAUUGACAAAGCAAAUCUCGAUUCCUUGGAAAGUUUCAGUGAUCUCUCUGGCAUUUAGAAAUAAAGAAUUUACUUCACAGAAUCGAAGCCAUCAAGGAUUAGCAGAAAACUGUGA